Molecule: messenger RNA, 1776 nt
Organism: Camelina sativa (false flax)
Lineage: Eukaryota; Viridiplantae; Streptophyta; Magnoliopsida; Brassicales; Brassicaceae
Source: RefSeq, a predicted model, not a curated record
AUGGCCAACAUCACCAAACUCACGCCAAACAACUUCAUCACUUGGCGCCUGCAAAUCCGAUCUCUCCUUGAGGCUCAUGAUCUUCAUGUCUUCAUCAGCGAUGAAGACAAUACACCUGCUGAAACAAUCACCACUGCUACUGCUGAAACUCAACCAAAUCCAAACCUUGCAGCCUGGAAACGUCAAGACAAGCUCCUCUUCAGCGCUACUCUCUCUAGCACUUAUGGGAAAUCAUCUCGUGGUCACAUCCGUCAGAUCAGGGACCAGCUCAAGGAUAUUUCCAAAGGAAACAAGUAUAUCCAUGAUUAUAUGCGCGACAUCAUUGACAAGUCUGACAAACUUGCUUUACUUGAUGCCCCUCUUCCUCAUGAAGAUCUUCUUGACUACAUCACUUCUGGCCUUGGAGAAGACUACAGAGUCGUUAUCGAGAUGAUUCAAGGUCGUGACACGCCAAUCUCAAUCCCUGAACUUCAUGAAAAGAUCAUCAACCGGGAGAAUGCACUCAAGGCUUCUGGAAAAUCUGAUCUCUCUGCUCCGGUAACAGUGAAUGCUACUCAGUUCUCCCCUCGACCGUCUCAUCCGUCUUUACGUGGUGGCUACAACCCUUCUCGGGGUGGAUUUCGUCCUUCCCGACCAUAUCUCGGGAAGUGUCAAAUCUGUGGCGUCCAGGGACAUGGUGCUCGCCGUUGCCCACAAUUCAGAUCACCUUCUCCAGCUCCUUCUGCUGCUUCUCAUCAUAUUGCUAGUGAUCUAUCCAAUCUCUCACUCCAUGCUCCGUACACUGGUGGCGAGAAUGUCAUGGUUGGCAAUGGCUCCAAUCUCCCCAUAACUCACUCUGGUUUUAUCUCUCUACCCUCUCAACAUAGGACUCUUAAGCUUACUGAUAUUCUCUGUGUUCCUGUGAAGGAUCUACGCACGGGGACAACACUUCUUAGUGGCAAGGCCAAUGAGGGUGUCUAUGAGUGGCCGAUCACCGUCCUAAACACUCUCUCAACCUCUGUUUCUGCUUUUAGUUGCUCCAAGGUGUCUCCUUCCUCAUGGCAUUCUAGAUUAGGCCAUCCGAUCUCUACUUCCUGUUCAUCUCCUGAAACACCUACCUCCGACUCCUUCUCAGCUUCUGUCGUUCCUACCUUCGAUCGGUCACUCACUGUUCCUGCGGUCCCGUCUUUAGAUCCCUCACCUGCUGCCACUGUAAUGCCGCCACAUGAUUCGUCACCUGCUUCCUCCCCUGCGGCUUCCUCCUCUGCGUCCUCAGUGGCAGAGGACUCUGUUUCAGCCUCUUCAAGCUCUCCACUGGCUCCUCUACCUCCCGAGAACACGCAUCUUAUGCAGACUAGAGCAAAGGACAACAUUCGGAAGCCAAAUCCUCGAUAUGGUCUCACUGCUGUUCUCAAAGAAGUUGAACCUGUAAGUCAUGUGCAGGCUCUCAAGGAUGAGAAGUGGAGGAACGCAAUCCAUGCUGAGGCUGAUGCUUUCAAGGGGAACGAUACGUUUGAUUUGGUUGAUCGCUCCCUUGUAAAGAAUAUUGUCGGGUCUAAAUGGGUCUUCCGUAUCAAACGCAAACCAGACGGCUCCAUUGACAAGUAUAAAGCCCGCCUCGUCGCAAAAGGUUUUCAUCAACGACCCGGCCUCGACUAUCAUGAUACCUUUAGUCUGGUUGUUAAGCAUGCCACCAUUCGUGCGGUUCUUGGCACUGCAGUUGGUCGUAAUUGGCCGCUUCUUCAGCUAGACGUUAACAAUGCCUUCCUCCAAGGACCACUCAAUGAGGAAGUGUAA